AUGGGAAUGUCCGGUUUCAAUGUGUCUGCAAGAAAGUUCCAUGACAUACAAGUGGAGGCAGAGCAAACUAAGCCACCACCUAAGUUGGGAUUUUGCUACUGCAGUAUUUUCCGUGAUAGCGACCCUAAUUUUGCAUCCGGGACUUGUGAAUAUAAGGGAAAAUAUCAAAGUGCGAAGAAAGAGAUUGAACAAGAAAAGAAGAAAUGGAGACCAAGGAUGAGUCGUAUUGUACCAACAUGCUUAUGUUUUGCUGUAUGUGGGAUUGUAUCUGCCGUAGGUGACACUUACUUCUUACAACAGGCCAAAACUAUGAAUCCAAAGUUCUGGCUGUUGACAAUUCCUAUCAACUUCUUCAAAAAAACUUAUAAAGGAUGGCAGGGUAAGGAUGGGCCAAAGGACAAAGAGAAGUUUGGAGAUCUUAAAGGAGUUGGGUUCGCUAGAUUUUUAGUCGCCAUGGGAGUUAGCAUAAUAUGUUGUACUACUGCUGCAAUUGUUGAGUUUUGCAGGCUAGGGGUGGUUCAGAGGAAUGGGUUAACAGACAAGCCAGAUGAAAACCAUAAGAGAGGCAGUUCUCAGCUCUUAGCUGGUAUUGUUUCUUCCCCGAUGAAGGACGAAUACUUGGGCCAUAUUGUUAGUGCCGUUUCUGGAAUUGGGACCAUGGGAAGUUCUCUUUGCACCUUUGCAGUUGAUGUGAUUAGCAAGAGGAUAGGUAAGAAAGGUUGGUUCCAGGAUACAUUGAACGAAAGUCGACUUGACUAUUAUUACUGGAUGCUAGCAUUUCUCAGUGCUCUCAAUUUUGGUUUCUUCUUUUUCAUAAACACUGUAUUCAAGACAUGGGAACCUGAACAGGAGGAAAUACGCAAUCAAGAGGAUAAGAAAGCGAUUUAG
Messenger RNA from Impatiens glandulifera, 888 nucleotides. Its product is annotated as protein NRT1/ PTR FAMILY 5.12-like. Bases 1 to 888 code for a protein of 295 amino acids. NCBI's taxonomy places the organism in Eukaryota, Viridiplantae, Streptophyta, Magnoliopsida, Ericales, Balsaminaceae. The record is from RefSeq and is a predicted model, not a curated record. The transcript is spliced from 3 exons.